UGGAGAAGCCAGAAGAUCCAGGAGAACGCAGAACCCGGCAGAACUAGGAGGAAUCGGUGGAAGAGCCUGAAGAAUCUCGGAGAACUCAGCAGCAUCUGGCAGACUGGGUCAGAGCAGGAAGGAACCGGCUGUCCACCGGGCCUCCAGGCAGAACCUGAGCAGAACCUGAGUGGACUCAGAGAUGCUUUUGACCCGACGGGCCGUCCUGGACUUUUCUCCUUCUCUGUGAAAAGGUUUCUCCACCGCUCUCCCCCCUCCCCCAGUUCCAUCAUGCCUAUCCUCAAGAACCUCCCCGUGCGCCUGAAAGGCGGUGGUCCAACUCUAGACAACGCCCUGUUCAUCCGCAGGAUGAGUCUCAACAUUACGCCCCACCACAACCCCUUCGAACACGACGACGACAACAUCCACGGCAACGGUGGCCAUGGAAACCACUGGUCACCCGGAAGCUCGCUGUUGGACGGCGACGUGCCGAGGGACCGCAACCCGUUCGAGGACGAGGAGGACGAGAACGAGGCCAACGAGGGUAAGAAAGGGAGCAGUGGAGGAGGGUCGGUGAAGGGCUCUUUCAAGUUUAAGUCGCCCCUGAAGAGUCUCGGCAAGCUGGGGAAGAACCUGAGGAUGUCAGGCAAGAGCAAAGGCGGCGACACGCCCUCCCCACAGGAGUCGCUGCAAGGAACGCCCUCACCUUCCCAGAAGAAGAAGAGAGGUCGGAGGAGCUCCGAGGGCAGCCUGCUCAGAUUUGCAGGGAAAUAUCGCGACUCUCUGAGCUCCCGUAAGGAGUCCAUCACCAACGGAGAGCUCAACUGCUCAGAGAGCGACUGCGACUCCGUCAGCCGGCGCCUGACCUUCAUGAAGAUGGUGGGCCUGGGAAAGCUGAAGAGGGAGUCCGACCGCAUGUCCCAGGGCCCCGAGGACCAGCCGGUCCAGGAGGAGGUGGUGGAGGAGGUGAAACCCAGAGAGCCUCUGUCAGUCCUGGAAAUCCUGCAGCUGGUGAAGAAGCGUGACCUUUUGCUGGCCGACACCCACAUCCUGGAGCUGGAGCAGGAGUGUAACGAGUCCGCCGCCGGUGAGCCCGAGGACGCCACCAGCCCCAGCGUCAAAGAUGGCGGCCGGAGGAAGGCGAAGGACGUGGAGCUGCUGUACGAGGAGCUGCAGAAGGAGCUGUGGGCCGUGGUCAGGGAGUCCCUGCGGUCUCCCACGGCCGGGCCCAAUCUGGGCCUGGUGGUUCAGGUUCUGCAGCAGGAGGAGGAAACUGAUAAAAACUGGGCCCUCGGUGAGGCAGUGGCCCCCGGGGGCUCAAGGCCUCGCCGCCUGAAGCAGAGGUGGAAGGAGGCGGUGGAGGAGGCGGCCGACGGCUCGCUGCCUCAGACAGCCGAGUUCACGGCCGGAGAGCUGGACAAGUACCUGGACCGGCUCCGAGCCCGGAUGGUGGAGGACCUGGGAGCCGCCAAGAGGAACGUGGUGUCCAUUUAUCCCGAGGAGUUCCAGGCCUUCCAGGUGUAUGUGGAGAGUUACCACCAGGCGGUCACCAGUCGCCUGAAGGCCAUCACAGACAACCAGCUGGAGAUCACUGACAUCUACUCUCUGCUGGACUGGCUGCACAACAUCUACAGCAGAGACGUUCUCGGGACGGUGUGCAUCACGAGUCCGUUCAGCCGCUCUCUGCUGAGCCCGCUGCUGCCGUCAGAGACCGUGGACAGACUGGAGCUGGACUGCCUCAACUCCGUCCGGGCUAAGGUGACCACUGAGCUCAGUCAGGUUCUGGAGGAGGAGGAGAAGAGGUGGAUGGAGACGCUGCAUGUGGAGGAAUACCAGAUCACGCUGGCCAAAACCGUCAUCCAGAGGCUGCAGGUUGAUCUGGACCGGUCGGCCUCCAUCAACAGAAGUCUGGGCUCCAGGGUGGCUCAGUGCAGCCUGAACGGACUGGCUGACUUCCUGUACAGCUUCCAGCGUAAAGUGGAGAUGUUCCAUGAAGGGAUGCAGAACGGCAUGUUUGGAGACAACGACGACGGAUACGUGUCCAAAACCAUCGCCAUGGUCAACUGCUGCCCUCCUUUCAGAGGCUUUGUGCAGCGGUGUGCUCAGUGUGACCCGUCAGUCAGCGAGGACUCCCUGCGGCGAGCCAACAAGUCUUUGGAUCACAUCGCUCAGCAAGGCGUCAGAGUUCUGUCUGAGCGACUCUACCUGCACAUCAGGUUGUUCUUUGAGCGUCUGGUGAAGAGAAAGUGGCUGACCAACACCGAGCCUUAUGAGCAGAUCGAAGCUCUCAUCAAAGAAGACUUUAAGAAGUAUCGCAGGAUGGACAAUCCUCCUUAUCAGCUGCUGGUGGCUGAGGUCCACCGCCGGGUGGUGAUAGAGUAUCUCCGCUCAGUCAUGAGGGGCCGGAUCAUCUGCACCUCCAUGAAGAUGCGGAAGAGGAUGGCGGGACGACUCCGAGACGAAGGCAAACAGAUCAAAGUGCUCUUCAAAGACCUGGAGUCUCCGUCCAGCUGGUUGGACAGCGCUCUGUCUCACAUCUCAGAGAUCAUCCAGCUGGAGGACGUCCCAUCCAUCCAGAUGGAGGUGGGAAUUCUGGUCAGGGAGUUUCCAGAUGUCAGGAAGAAGCACGUGUCGGCCAUCUUGAACAUCCGCGGGAUGACUCGGCAGGCGGAGCGUCAGGAGAUCCUCAACAUCGUUAAAGACAUCGAGAGCUGCGACGUCGGUCCGAGUCCUCUGUCCCGGGACCGGGCCCUGUUCGCCGAGGUUCCGGUCACCUCCGAGGUCCACUGUCUGAACGUGGGUCUGAGCCGGAUCGCCCUCACCGCCUCGUCCUGCGUCAGCGCGCUCAGACCCCGGCGACGCAAGACCAGAACGCCCGUUCAGGAAAACCCGGAGGACGUUCUGUAA
Molecule: messenger RNA, 2886 nt
Organism: Fundulus heteroclitus (mummichog)
Lineage: Eukaryota; Metazoa; Chordata; Actinopteri; Cyprinodontiformes; Fundulidae
Gene: exoc3l2b
Product: exocyst complex component 3-like 2b
Exons: 15
Coding region: 271-2886 (871 amino acids)
Biological process (GO): exocytosis; exocyst localization
Cellular component (GO): exocyst
Molecular function (GO): SNARE binding
Source: RefSeq, a predicted model, not a curated record